This is a messenger RNA of Sciurus carolinensis (gray squirrel), 1877 nucleotides long. RefSeq names its product ankyrin repeat and SOCS box containing 10 (gene Asb10). Gene Ontology annotation, biological process: intracellular signal transduction. NCBI's taxonomy places the organism in Eukaryota, Metazoa, Chordata, Mammalia, Rodentia, Sciuridae. Gene Ontology annotation, molecular function: protein binding. The transcript has 6 exons. The record is from RefSeq and is a predicted model, not a curated record. Bases 115 to 1512 code for a protein of 465 amino acids.
UGGCCAGGUCAGGCUCCCCGGCUGGGACAGAGGCGCCCUCUGCCUCUUUUCAACCUCUCUCUGCCUGUGGCCUCUACCUCUGCCUCUCCCGCCCCCCUCCCAUCCCAUGCGCUCAUGAGCUGGUCCCCAGAAGAGUGCAGGGGGCAGGGAGAGCCCCCCGGUGACAGGCACACCCUCUGUGCCAGGCUGGUGGAGAAACCCAACGGAGGGUCUGAGGAGCACACCCAGUCUGGCCCGGGACCCAUUGUCACCCGCACGGCCUCAGGACCUGCCCUUGCCUUCUGGCAGGCAGUGCUGGCUGGGGACACGGGCUCUGUGUCCCGCAUCCUGGCAGACUCCAGUACCAGCCUGGCUCCUGAUUCCGUCUUUGAUACCAGCGACCCAGAGCGAUGGAGGGAUUUCCGCUUCAACAUCCGUGCUCUGAGACUCUGGUCUCUAACAUAUGAAGAGGAGCUGACCACCCCACUUCACGUGGCAGCCAGCCGUGGCCACACGGAAGUUCUGCAGCUGCUGCUGAGGCGGAGAGCCAAGCCAGACAGUGCCCCCGGGGGCCGCACUGCCCUGCACGAGGCCUGUGCUGCAGGUCACACUGCAUGUGUCCAUGUGCUGCUGGUGGCAGGAGCUGACCCCAAUAUCCCCGACCAGGAUGGGAAGCGCCCCCUGCAUCUCUGCCAUGGGGCUGGCGCCCUUCAGUGUGCGGAGCUGCUCCUGCGCUUUGGUGCACAAGUGAAUGGUCGGUCUGAAGAAGAAGAGGAAACUCCUUUGCAUGUGGCUGCCCGACUCGGCCACGUGGAACUGGCAGACCUGCUUCUAAGACGGGGUGCGUGCCCGGAUGCCCGCAAUGCCGAAGGCUGGACGCCACUGUUGGCUGCCUGUGACAUCCACUGCCAGUCUCCUGCUGAUGCCGAGGUCACCACCACCCGUUGUUUCCAGCUGUGCCGCUUACUGCUGUCAGCAGGGGCAGAUGCCGAUGCUGCCGACCAGGACAAACAGCGCCCCCUGCACCUGGCCUGUCGCCAUGGCCAUGCCGCCGUUGUAGAGCUGCUCCUGUCCUAUGGUGUCAGUGCCAAUGCCAUGGACUAUGGGGGACACACAGCCCUGCACUGUGCUCUGCAGGGUCCAGCUACGGCCCUGGCCCAGAGCCCUGAGCACGUGGUGCGGGCUCUGCUCAACCACGGCGCUGUCCGAGUCUGGCCGGGAGCCCUCCCCAAGGUCCUGGAGCGCUGGUGCACGUCCCCGCGGACCAUCGAGGUCCUGAUGAACACCUACAGCGUGCUGCGGCUUCCUGAGGAGGCCAUGGGCCUGGUGCCUCCUGAAACUCUGCAGAAGCACCAGCGCUUCUACUCUUCCCUAUUUGCCCUGGUGAGGCAGCCCCGGUCACUGCAGCAUCUGAGCCGCUGCGUGCUGCGCGCACACCUGGCAGGCUGCCUGCCUCAUGCUCUGCCCCGUCUUCCACUGCCACCCCGCCUGCUCCGCUACCUGCAGCUGGACUUCGAGGAUGUGCUCUACUAGGUGUGCACCCCCUUGAAGAGCCUGAAAGCAGAUGCCACAGCCUUCAGGGGGCUCUUUGAACUCAGGUCAGCCAGGUGGCCCUGUCAGCAGAAUGUCCCUCUCCACAGGCAGGUGUGGAUGCUGAGAUUCCCACCUGAGAGGGGCAAACAGAUCACACAUCCAAGUGACAUCUGAUGAAGAGAGCAAGUGACGCACUCCCCUCCUGAGCACCUCUCUAACCUGUAUGUGCAUUAAAAACCUCCAGGCCAAGCUGGGGCACCCCUGUAAUCCCAACAAUUUGGGAGGCUAACGCAGGAGGACUGCAAGUUGCAGACCAGCCUCAGCAAUUUAGUGAGGCCCUGUCUCAAAAAAAAAAAAUAAAAGGG